Molecule: messenger RNA, 1542 nt
Organism: Priceomyces carsonii
Lineage: Eukaryota; Fungi; Ascomycota; Pichiomycetes; Serinales; Debaryomycetaceae
Exons: 1
Coding region: 1-1542 (513 amino acids)
Biological process (GO): endocytosis; intracellular protein transport
Cellular component (GO): clathrin adaptor complex; cytoplasmic vesicle
Source: RefSeq, a predicted model, not a curated record
AUGCUUGGAGCUAUCUACAUCACGGAUGCUGGCAGCAAUUUGGUCUUUGAGUACUUGAUUAAUCUUUCAUCACCUAGCUUCAAGUCGCUUUCUAGCAUAUUAAGUCAAAAGUCUCGACCAGGCACUGAAAGCGCUCUGUCAUUGAUCGAGAUUAAUAAGAACUAUUAUGUAACAUUUUCAGAUAUUAAAGGCUUGCGGUUAUAUGUUCUCUGCUCGAAUGAACAUGCAUUCAAUCCCAUGGUACCAUACAUUUUCAUGAGUCAAUUAGUUGAUAUCAUGGAAGAAUAUUUUGGAGCUCCAUUAACUUCAACAAAAAUCGAUGCGAACAGUGACACUUUAAUGCUUCUAUUAAGCGAAAUGGUAGACGAUGGAAUACCAAAUAUUACGGAUUGUAAUGCUUUAAGGGAUAUUGUGCCGUUCAAAAGUUUGCUUUCCAGAAUUUUGAGCACACCGAAUCGAAUUGCAAAGGCAUCUUCUCCCAAUCCUUUGAGUCAAACAUCUGAAACUAGCAAAGAAAUACUGCUGAUCCCAUGGAGGAGGUCUAAUGUGAAAUAUACCAAUAAUGAGAUGUAUGUUGAUGUUAUAGAAAACUUGAGCGUAAUAUUGAAGCCUAUAUCCAGAAUCGCGUCCGGAACUCUAUCAUCUGUUAAAGCAUUUGAUUCAGCAUUUUAUUCAUCUUCCAAUUGGAAACCUGCUACAAGACUUAUACCAAUAUCUGGAUUUAUCGAUGGAAAGGUCAAUUUUGUCUCUCAUUUAAGUGGUGUACCAAUGUUGCAAAUGGUGCUUCUGGGUAGAGACUUAGAUAAGAUAACCCCGAGUUUUCAUCGUUGUAUUAAGGUUAAGAACUGGAUUGAUAAUCCUGGCCACAUGUCAUUCAUUCCCCCCGAUGGACGAAGUACACUAAUGAACUAUAAACUUGAUUUGGACACAAUGAAUAAGUCAUAUCAACAAGAAGUGUUGGAUUUAAUAGAUAUUGAUUACCAAUCUGGAGUAGGUGUAAACCAAAAUGAGUUUCAGAUCAAGCUAUUCAUUAAAAGCGAUAUGAAUAUAACCAAAAUAGACAAUUUGAUGAUUGAAAUACAUGUUGGAUCCCGGGCAGACAAUGAAGAUGAACUGAAAAUCGACAUGAGAGAUAUAAACAUAAAGACAAAUCGAGUAACUCAUGGGGAUGCAAUGCCUAAGGAUAAGGGGAAAGUGGAGUGGAACUUGCGAACAGUUUCCACUGGGAUUCAGGCAGUCUUCGAUGGUUCCAUAAGUGUGGGUCAAGCUGAAAAUACAGUUUCAUUUGAUAAUCAACCCCACACUUCUGCCGAUUUGAUUUCCAUAGAAGACAAUGUCAGUGAAAAAAAAUCAACGAGAGCUCCUAUAUCUUUGAAGCCCUCUUUUUUGAGACUAUCUUAUUCACAUAAAGGUAGCGUUCCCAGCGGCUGGAAAGUUGAUAGUUUGAAGAUUGUGAGUGCAAAAGGUUUAGGUGACACUGUGAAGCCUUAUAAGGGUGUCAAAUAUAUAACUAAAACUGGAAACUACAUUAUUCGUUCUUGA